Vigna angularis (adzuki bean) is the source of this 591-nucleotide messenger RNA. RefSeq lists its product as uncharacterized. NCBI's taxonomy places the organism in Eukaryota, Viridiplantae, Streptophyta, Magnoliopsida, Fabales, Fabaceae. Gene Ontology annotation, biological process: DNA integration. The record is from RefSeq and is a predicted model, not a curated record. The coding region runs from base 1 to 591 and encodes 196 amino acids. Gene Ontology annotation, molecular function: nucleic acid binding. The transcript is spliced from 3 exons.
AUGGUAGUGGAUUAUGUGAGUAAAUGGGUUGAAGCUAUGGCUUGUCCCAAUAAUGAUUCUAGCACUGUGAUUAAAUUUCUGAAAAGGCAAAUUUUCUCCUGGUUUGGAAUGCCAAGAGUAGUCAUCAGUGAUGGAGGAUCUCAUUUUUGUAAUUUUCAGCUUGCAAAGGUACUCAAGCAUUAUGGUGUGAGACAUAAGGUAGCUAAACCUUAUCAUCCAAAGACAAAUGGACAAGCUGAGGCAUGUCACCUCCUGAUGGAGAUGGAAUAUCGUGCUCUGUGGGCCUUAAAAUUCUUGAAUUAUGAUCCAAGUGGCACUGCAGAAAAUAGAAGAAGGCAAAUUAUUGAGCUUGAGGAGAUGCGGUUACAUGCCUAUGAUUCUUCCAAGAAUUACAAAGAGAAGUUGAAGUCCAAGUGGUCUGGUCCGUUUAUGUUCAAGAAUGUGCUUCCACAUGGAGCAGUUGAGUUGACAGAUCCAUCCUCUAAAGACCCACAAAGAACUUGGAUGGUCAAUGGACAACGUCUCAAGCAUUAUUUGGGUGGUGAGGUGAAAUGCCUUUCCACUAUCAUGGAGUUGGUUGAUCUAAAUUGA